AAGUAAGUUAUUUUACCUCACUUUCCUCCUCUACCAAAGUAGUCACCGUAGUGGAAGUACCCGCUGAUAUAUCCUGUUGAUUUGGUUGCGAUGGUUCGGCCAUUUCACUAAAAAUUCACACCGUUUUAAUAUAUCACUCAAUUAGUGUUUCUUAACCUCACUGCAUUCCGGCUUUUAAUCUUUUAAACGAAAAUACCGUGGUUAUAAUCGUUUUGAUAAAACUAGGUUAGGUUAUCUGUCAAAAUCGGUGACGUGAGUAAACACGCGGUUCUACUUUACCGACCUCGUUUUGUUAUAAAGACGUUCAAAAAAACGGACUGCUAUCAGUUUUUUGUUGCUUAUCGUUUCGGUUUAAAUUUAAAGUGUGAAUUGAAACGGCACAAUUGUCUGCUUUAGACGUGUGUCGAGGAAUUUACUAAACGUUAUAAUCGAUGUUGAUUAAUUGGACUUUGUACCGAACGGUUUAAAUUAAAUGUGUUGUGUUUUAUGAACGUAUGCGUGGGGGAAAAUUUGGUUGUAUAGGUUUACUUCAUGACAUGAAUUUAAAUUUUAUUCAAAAAGGAAAAAAUAAACUACCGAAUUAAUAAUUUAAAAUUAAAUGGAAAUUUCCAUUAAGAAAAUCCAUUGUGUUAUAUGUUUAUAAUAAAUCGCGAAGCAAACUGUUGAUUGUUGCUGGUUCAUUUCGUUCGGCGAUUGCGUCAACGUGUUAACCCGAACGGGUUUAUAUAGAAGUUGGACGACGAAUUUUCCAUUUUCUAUUUACUCUACAAGUUGAAGCGCACUUAAAAAAAAUUACAUUAAAAAGUAAAACUAAAAAAGAACAGCUCAAGAAUGGUGGAAGAGGUUCUCAUCAGCAACGUUAAUAAGUUUCACUUCGACGUUUUUGAUUAUGCGGUUUUUGCGGCUAUGUUGGUACUUUCAGCCUUGACAGGAUUAUAUUAUGGAUGCAGGGGAAGAUAUUGCAAAACCGGCGAAGUACAGAAUUUAAGAGAAUAUUUAACCGGAAAUGGAGACAUGAAACCGUUUCCUGUUGCUAUGUCUUUAGUUGCAAGUUACAUAUCUGGUGUAACAAUUUUAGGUACCCCCGCUGAAAUAUAUAAUUUUGGUGCUCAAUAUUGGUUGAUUGUGGUUGCUGUUAUAGUGAGCAGUGCCAUUGUGGCAUUCGUUUAUCUUCCAGUAUUUUCAAAACUCCAUGUACAUUCAUCAUACGAGUAUUUAGAAUUAAGAUUCAACAAAUAUGUUAGAACGGUCGCUUCAGUACUAUUCGUUUUAGACGAGAUAAUGUUCCUUCCGAUUCUCAUUUACGUGCCGUCUUUGGCGUUUAACCAAGUAACUGGAAUCGAUAUCCAUUUGAUUGGGACGAUCGUUUGCGUUGUUUGCAUUUUUUAUACUGUACUGGGUGGUUUAAAAGCAGUUGUAUGGACAGAUACAUGGCAAAUCAUAGUGAUGUUUAUUUCCGUUAUGGUAGUGAUCAUUUUGGGUACAAUUUCAUACGGAGGUGUGGCAAAAGUAUGGGAUACGGCAUCGAGUCGAUUAAUAUUCUUAAAUUUUAACACGAGUAUGUACGAACGACAUACAGUGUUUUCUGUGAUAAUAGGGGGCGUUUUCUAUUGGACGUCGUUCAAUGCGGUCAAUCAAACGAUGGUUCAACGCUACUUAUCUGUACCUUCAAUAAGAAAAGCUCAAACUUCAAUUUUAAUUUUUGCAAUUGGAGUAUCAGCUUUCGUCUCGGCUUGUUGUUAUGCGGGAUUAAUAAUUUAUGCGACUUAUUCCGAUUGUGAUCCUUUAAAAGCUGGAAGAAUCCACGCUGAUGAUCAAUUAUUACCUAUGUUCGUGAUGGAAACAGCUGGACAUCUUCGGGGAAUCCCAGGAUUAUUUAUUGCGGGGGUUUUUGGAGCCGCUUUAAGUUCACUUUCGGUUAUUUUAAAUUCCACUUCGACUGUUUUUCUAGAAGAUUUUGUUAAAGGAUGUAUUAAUCUCAAAUUAAAAGAAGAAACAGCAACGAUUUUUGUUAAAGUCGUUGCUUUUGUAUUAGGAGUUGUUGCUUUAGCUUUUUUGUACGUUGUUGAACAUUUAGGAGGAGUUCUUGCGAUGGCAACUUCUUUAUCUGCAAUUGCAGCGGGAACAACUUUUGGUGUUUUUACUUUGGGGAUGUUAAUUCCGUGGUCAAAUUCAACGGGUGCUGUUGUGGGUGCAAUUAGUGGAUUUGUAUUGUCGGGUUGGGUGAGUUUUGGAAGCCAAUAUGCUGGAGCUGCUGGUUUGAUUAUCCCAAAAAGACUUCCUGUGGCCACAUAUGGUUGUGAAGAAUCAUAUGGAAUUAUUGUUAAUAACACAACUUCCACGGUUUACCAUGACGAAUCAAACGUAUUUCCAUUACACCGACUUUCUUACCAUUGGAUAACACCAAUUGGAGUUGUAACAGUAUUAUUAGUAGGUUCUCUAGUUAGUUUAAUUUCUGGAAAACGAGAUUUAAAAUUUAUGGAUCCGGAUUUAAUAAGUCCGGUUAUUCACAGAUUUUUACCUGAAGAGAGUUUUAGAUACGAAGGGUACGCAAUAAGAAAUGCCCGUCAUAAGGAUCAAGUAAAUUGUGAAAAUGGAUUUAAACCAAAAAUGAGGGUUCCUAUGUUGGAUUUAAAAGAAGAUUCCCAUAGAUCUUUGACUUGCUCAGAGGAGAGGUGAAGUGAUAAUUUAACGAAUCUUUACUUAAAUAAUAUGUGUACAAGAUAUUUAAAAGAAUUGAUUACUUAACUUUUCUCUCUGUCUCUUUUCUCUCUAUAGUAUUUUUUAAUUGUAAACGUUUUCUUUUUGUAUAACUUGUAUUUAUUAAAUUGAGAUGUUUUU
Molecule: messenger RNA, 2841 nt
Organism: Onthophagus taurus
Lineage: Eukaryota; Metazoa; Arthropoda; Insecta; Coleoptera; Scarabaeidae
Gene: SLC5A11
Product: Sodium/solute co-transporter-like 5A11
Biological process (GO): transmembrane transport; sodium ion transport
Cellular component (GO): membrane
Molecular function (GO): symporter activity
Source: RefSeq, a predicted model, not a curated record